CCACAGCUCACGGCAACGCCGGAUCGUUAACCCACUGAGCAAGGGCAGGAACCGAACCCGCAACCUCAUGGUUCCUAGUCGGAUUCGUUAACCACUGCGCCACGAUGGGAACUCCGGGAGACGUUUUUUUUAUAGGCAGAAUUUGGGGCGAAGGGCUGCAGGGUGUGUGAUUGGUUGGUGGGGGGGAACAGGGCGUUGCUCCACGAAUCAGGCGCUUAGUGGGAAGUUGCCAUCCUCCGCCUGGGUGGGGGCUUGAGUUCCAGCAGAAGAACUCAGAUAUUGUCAUGUAUAUUUCCUGAGAAGGCACCAGAACCCUGCCCCAAGGCUCUGAGACUAUUUCUUAACUGCCCCCCCCGCCUUUGUUUCUACGUUCCCUCCCUUCCCUGAUGAGCAGCUGUGUGCAUCUGCCCUUUGGAACUCAGGGGAGGUCAAGGGGGUUGGAUGAAGCCUUUUUCCUUCUAGGAAAAAACGGGGAACACGGAAAGGAUUUCUACCAGGAUCCCACUGAGUCCUGCUCCGUGUCCAUCCUAUGACAGGCACCAUGGCGGACGCUAGAGGUGGAAGGAGAGGGGCUGUCACCUCAUCUCUAAGCCACAAGACCAGGAGCCCUGCAAUUUCAGAUCCCCUAGGACUGGAACUCCCGUAAGCUCCGGCUUUAGAAAAGAGUAGGGCGGGGCUCAGAAGCAUCACAAAAGAGCCCGAUGGGUGAGGUUUUGUUUUCUCUCUUGUCACCUCCAUCACUUUUCUCAUCCAAAGGGCGUAUUUGAGAAGGGAGGCUACCGGUGCCCUGUGGAGUGUUCUGGAAGAGUCGGGGGACCAGGCUGUGGCUCUUUGCCGGGAGCAACCAGCCGGGGUUGGGGGGGCGGGGAGCACCGCCGCCUGUCGGAUGACUAGCCGGAAAUGGCACGCCUGCCAGAACACAUCAUUUCAACUUUGCUUUACUGUACUUAUUCCCUGAAUGACAGUAACAAGGGGGGGGGGGGUGGCGGGGAACCUUGGGAAAUGAGAGAAAAGGGAUCGGAGAAACUAAAUCUGCGAGGGAAAAAGGAAUUACCAGAGUUUUAGUGGAACAGCCAGCCCCUGCGAGCUGGAGCUGGAGGGAGGGAAAAGGCUGGGCUUAAGCAACCUGCUAUUGGGAUUUAGACAAAGGCAGUUUGAGAGGCAGAGGACGACGAGGCGGGAUCAGUUGCUAAUAUCAACAUGGGGAGAAAGCCAGCUGCUGGACUCCGGGGGAUGACACCGAAUCCGUUCACCGCGUUUCCUUCAGCGCAGGAAUUGCUGGAGUAUGUACCAAAAUAAGCACUCAGAGAAAAAAGUAAGUUUGGGAAAGGACUUGCAGAUUCUGACAGUCUUUGAAAUCUUACUCCUCUUGGAGGCAUGACUUCAUUGAUGCGUUUCCUCUUUAUAGCUUCUGUCUCUUGUGUAAUCAUUUUUAUCGUGUUCUGUGCGUUCCAUUUUGGGGGAGAGCAAAGCUUCCAGAGGCUAAAUAACUCAGACCCUCUGAUGCUGAGUCAAGUUUGCACAUCCUCCAUCAGAGGCACAACACCUUUCCUCUGGAGAGACAGACUAACGAUCUAUGAGAAGUCUUCUUGCAAGGAAUACCUGACCCAAAGCCACUAUAUCACGGUGCCUUUAUCUAAAGAAGAAGCUGACUUCCCCUUGGCCUACAUCAUGGUCAUUCAUCACAAUUUCGAUACCUUCGCAAGGCUCUUCAGAGCUGUGUACAUGCCUCAGAACAUCUACUGUGUCCAUGUGGAUGAGAAAGCCACCACUGAAUUCAAAGAUGCAGUGGAUCACCUCCUGAGCUGCUUCCCGAAUGCCUUCCUGGCUUCCAAGACGGAGCCCGUGGUCUAUGGUGGGAUUUCCAGGCUCCAGGCGGACCUCAACUGCAUCGAGGACCUGGCGGCCUCGGCGGUCCCGUGGAAAUACGCCAUCAACACCUGCGGGCAGGACUUCCCCCUGAAAACCAACAGGGAGAUCGUUCAGUAUCUGAAAGGGCUUAAAGGGAAAAACAUCACCCCGGGGGUGCUGCCCCCCGCUCACGCCAUUGGACGGACUAGAUACGUCCACCGGGAGCACCUGGGCAAAGAGCUUUCCUAUGUGGUAAGAACCACGGCGCUGAAACCGCCUCCUCCGCACAAUCUCACCAUUUACUUUGGCUCUGCCUAUGUUGCUCUGUCGAGAGAGUUCGCCACCUUUGUUCUCCAGGACCCUCGGGCUGUGGACUUGCUCCACUGGUCCAAAGACACCUUUAGUCCGGAUGAGCAUUUCUGGGUGACCCUCAAUAGGAUUCCAGGUAUGUGAUUUCCCAUUUCACGUGAGGAUGAAGUGCAAGGGCUUUUCAAGAGAGCGCUCCUCUUUACUAGAAGGAGAAGACGCAAACUGAAAUAGAGUUUGCACCCCAAUCCUUUCUGAAUUUUCAGCGUCUGAAGAAUCGUGCUUCCUUGGGUGAUAAGGCGAUAUUCUAAAAGAGUCAGUGGAUACCUUUUAGCGGUGUUGCAUUGCAGCUCAUCGUGCUCUUUGGCAUUCAUCAUCUUAGGAAAUCAGUUUGAUAAUUAAAUAUGAAUAAAUAAUUCUGAUUUCCCGCAAUCGGUAUUAGCGUUCUCCCUUCCCCCGGGAGGGCUUUAUCUCCCCCGGAUUCAUCAGACCUGCUGUAACUGCAGGGCCCUUGGCUUGGCCCCUCCCCCAGACCAUCACAAAGUCCUCUUUUCAGCCCAACGCCAUCAACCUGGAGAAGCUGAGGUGACCACCCCACCCUUUUCUUUCAAAGAGUUUCUGUCCUCUCCUAGAAAUAUCCUACUUGCUUAUUUACAUGGACCUGUUCUUGGCCCUCUGUGCUUGAGCUCCAUGAAGUUGAGUCAACGCCUAUCUUGCUAACCGCUGUAUCCUCCAUGCAUAGAACAUAGAGUAAAUGCUCAAUAAAUAUGCAUUCGAUGAAUGAAUGAAUGAGUGGGUGAAUGAAUGAAUGCAUUGCAAAGCCCGAGGCUCUACUAUGGCACCACAGCUGUUUCCCUAAGAUCCAGUGAGUGGGGAGAUAUUUGGACUCGUGCAUGUACUGUACCAUCGGUGGAGAGGGUUCUUAAAAAAAAAAAUCCAUGUUUUUGUUUAACUUCGGAUAAAUCAUGAGAUGCCAGGAGAAGCUCCUUGCUUUCUCCUCGAAACAGUUCUACCUUUACUCAUGGCCCGGCCCAGGUCUUUUUAAAACGAUAUAAAAGCACGAUAGGCUCUCUUGCGAAGGAAACAGCAUGCUUUGGACUCAAUGGAAAACACAAACUGGAUCACCAAUGAACUUGACACAGCAUCAUUACAGCAGGAGAAAAGCAAUCAUUGUACUGGGUUUUGGGGGGCUGCCAAGUUGGAAACAGUGGUAGGUGCUCUCAGGCUGCAGGGCAGGGCCUGCUGGGCGAUAAACAUGCCAGCAUUCUCUAGAAACGCCCGUGUUUGGUCUCUGAGUCCCAGGGUGACUGGCCUGGUGACCAGGGCUUGCUUGGCAUCUGUGCGUUCCCGCUCUCCUGACCCCGUCUUCCUGGGCACACUGUCCUUUCUCCGCUUAUCGGUUGUUUCCAUCGUUGGCCCCCAGUGAGGGAGCCUACGGUACUUAGAGGCUGCUUUUCAUAUUUAAAUAUUUAUUCUCUUUCUGUUUUCACUAUUCCCUCAAGAUUGGACAAGGUUCGGUACCAGCCGAGCAGCUCCGUAGGCAGCGUACAGAGAUGAAGGCAUUUUGUAACUUACCAAAAAACCUGACAGGUGGUUUCUCAACAAAAACAUGGGUUUGGGUUCGUGUUAAAUGGCUCUGGUUGCCUUGCAGAAGCAUGGUCAGUCAAUGUCAAGUUAAUUUAAGGCAAUCAAGGCCUUCUCUCGUGGUGCCGCGGGCGAAGGAUCGGGUGUUGUCACUGCAGCAGCUCGCAUCAGUUCGAUCCCUGGCCCUGGAACUUCUGCAUACCUCCAAUUUGGCCAAAAAAAAAAAGAAAAAGGAAAAUCAAUGAAAAAAUAAUCUUUUACCUCCCACCUCCUCUUUUUCCCCUUAGCCCUUCUCCUUUCCAGACCUAGUGAAAUAAACAUGGUGGGACAUCAAGAAUGAUAGAUCUUUUUUUUUUUUUUUAUUUUUUUGCUUUUUAGGACCUCAGAGUUUGGUCUGCGGUGAUCACUCUCUCUCUGUCUCUGUGUUGGCUUUACUGGGGCCGGUCCUGAAUAAAGACCAGCCCUACACGGUGUCAGAGGAGGGAGAGGUACUUGCUGCUCUCAGCAGACACUUCUGGGAGAAAAGAAAGGGGUUUUCGCUCAUCGUUCCGGCAGCAGCUCAGGGAGUCCUCGGAUUGGUCGGCUUGGUCCAAAGCCUUGUCCCUAAACAAAUCAGGGUCAUGAAGAAAGCUGACAAGCCUCUCCUGGGACGCUACUUCACCCUAAAGCUAGGGCAAGCUACAGUGACCUUGACUCCUCACAGUGAUGCUGGGCAGACAGAAGCACAGGCCCAAUGCACGGUGGUUCCUGGUCCUGCAGGCAGGGGGCGGUCAAGGAGCAUCUCCACGGUGAUUAGAGGGAUGAGAUUUAAUGAAAUAUGUAGCUUUCAGCACUUGGGCAAUUGUAAUUUGGAGAAUAUUAAUCAAAUUACUCUUGUGGAUGGGAGUUUCCAUUGUGCCUCGGCGGUAAUGAACCCGGCUAGUAUCCAUGAAGACUCGGGUUCGAUCCCUGGCCUCGCUCAGUGGGUUAAGGAUCCGGCGUU
Messenger RNA from Phacochoerus africanus (Common warthog), 4723 nucleotides. RefSeq names its product N-acetyllactosaminide beta-1,6-N-acetylglucosaminyl-transferase-like. Bases 1378 to 2304 code for a protein of 308 amino acids. The record is from RefSeq and is a predicted model, not a curated record. Gene Ontology annotation, biological process: transforming growth factor beta receptor signaling pathway. The transcript has a single exon. NCBI's taxonomy places the organism in Eukaryota, Metazoa, Chordata, Mammalia, Artiodactyla, Suidae. Gene Ontology annotation, cellular component: membrane. Gene Ontology annotation, molecular function: acetylglucosaminyltransferase activity.